AAUACGGAGGCUGGAAUGAAGCAAAAUCUCUGAUAAUAGCAAUAACUAAGAUUAAAGAAAAAUGUUGGGUGUUGCUAUAGUGGGUGCCUGUGAGCGAGAAGGUCUUCUCUUCCUCCGGUAGCCCAACCCUAAUCGCCUUCAAACAACGGCAGCGCUACCAGGUGAACCUGCCGCCGACUUAACCUCGAAUUAUAUAUUAUUGUCUCGGUCCUCUUUAUAUUAGGUUACGAGAUGAUUUUGUUUUUCAUUGAGAUCAAAGAUUUACGAUCGGCUGAGCACAUAAUUUACUGUUCAUGCUCGUUUGCUCCUUCUCCGCGGAUAAUCUUAACCCUUACUAAUUUAGCUGGUGCGUGUGAGCGAGAAGAUCCUCUUGUCCACCGAUAGCCCAACCCUAAUCGCCUUCAAACAACAGCAGCGCUACGAGGUGAGGUCUAAGGAGAAACAUGGUUUCCUCAACACUCCUCCUCGAGCAAGAAGACGAUUUCCCUUUCUCCUCUAGAAAGAGGCAGAAGAUUUCAGAUUUUCAUCACCAAGAACAACAAGAUGCAUAUAUCUCCAUUGGCAACUGUGAUGACGUCACAUUCAUGCCGAUGAACAACGCAGAAGAAUGCUCAUUCAAUGGUUCAAAUUCCCUACCAGAGAUGAGUUGCAAUUCUAAUGGAAACAGUGAUGGUAUUCCUGAGUUGUCUAUUACGGGCAGGGCUUCAUACCAGGGAAAUAGUUGUUCUGGCUGCUUACCACCUGCUUUUGUUAGUGGAUGGAUGUACCUUAAUGAAAAUGGACAAAUGUGUGGUCCUUAUAUCCACCAACAACUGUAUGAGGGCUUAUUGACGGGUUUUCUGCCUGAGGAUCUUCCUGUUUAUCCUAUUGUAAAUGGAGCAUUGAACAAUCCAGUUCCUCUCAAGUACUUCAAGCAGUUUCCUGACCAUGUUUCCACUGGUUUUACAUAUCUUUCUUCUGGUACUUCAGGCACAACUAUGCCAACAAAUUUUUCCACAGAUUUGGUGGCAUAUAGGCAAUGCAUUCAGGAUGCUACUUCAGUCUCUACUUAUCCAGUUGCAGAAUCGGUAUCUGAUUCUUGUGUUCAACACCAUACUUAUGGCUCCAACCAAUUAACCCCCAACCCUGAAGCAGCUGACUAUGCUACACCAGUUUCACUUGUUGUGUCAGGUGAGGAUUCCUGUUGGCUAUUCAAGGAUGAUGAAGGGAGGAGACAUGGGCCACAUUCUCUUCUGCAGCUUUAUUCUUGGUAUUGGUAUGGAUAUCUUAAGGAUUCUUUAAUGAUAUAUCAUGCUCAAAAUAAGUUUAGACCCCUUCCUUUGCUAUCUAUUAUGAAUGCUUGGAGAUCGGAUAAACCUGAAUCUUUCUCCAAGACUGAUGCAAACGCUGAAACUGGCUCAUCUCCGAGCUACAUGUCCGUAAUUUCUGAAGAAGUUUCCUGUCAACUGCACUCUGGAAUAUUGAAAGCUGCUCGUAGAGUUGUAUUAGAUGAGAUAAUCAGCAAUGUUAUUUCAGAUUUUGCUAAUACAAAGAGAACAGAGAGAUAUCAUAAACUUGAUAAUCAGGCUGCCAUAACUUUUUCUGCAAAUGGUAGAAUGUCUCAAUUUGCCAGUGAGAUGGAUUAUUCUAUUGCCAAGUGUGAGGCCGCUGUCUGCAAUUAUAACCCUGAUCAGGCAUGUGUUGAUGAGUUGUCCACGCAGUUACUCAGAAGUACAAAAUCUGUUGGAAACAUCGAUGAUUUUAGGGGGUCUUAUGCAGUUGUUUGUAGAUUUCUUUCUGAUUAUUGCAUGGAAGUCCUGUGGAAUGCGGUCUUUUAUGAUACCAUAGCAGAGUAUACAACUUCCUGGAGAAAGAGCAAACUUUGGUUCAUUCAUCCAUAUUUGUGCAAGAAGAUUGAAGAAUUACCCUGUAAACCUUAUUUUGCUCGUCAAGAAUCUCCUGCUAGUAGUGUUGACUGCCCUCCUGGUUUUGAGCUUCUCAAAACUGAAUCAUAUCAUACUGCACCAUCAUCUAUUGGAUCUUCAUGUGCCUGUAUGGAAGAAAAGCCAUGCAAACAGAAUAUCCUAUCGCUCAAAGAGUGUCCAGAUGAUGACAUGAAAUGCAUCUUAGAAAGUGUUGCAAAUGAGCUACAUAAGUCCACAAAGGUGUCUCUGGCUGAGUAUGUUGAAAUUCUUGUGGAAGAGGAAAUGAACAAAUUAGUUAAUUUUUCAGAGGAGAAGAGAUUAAAUGAGGAAACUGUUGACUUCUCUAUUCCAUUCAGCCAGGCAAGCGAGUAUGGUUCUAUCGAAAUGAAAUAUGAGCGGAUGAUUGAUUCCAACCAAAUUUCAGGCAAGAUCAAUUUUUCUGGUGAUUCUCAAAGGUCUCUACAAGCAGAAAAAUCAUUUUUUCCAUUUCAAUCUGGGAAUGCUAUAUCCAAUGUUCUGGCAAUUGCUUUUGAAAGAACACAUGCUUCUGUUGACAAUGCAUUUGAUGUUGAAAACAUCAAUGAGCCACCACCUCCUGGAUUCAAAGAUAGUGCUAUUUUCCCUCCCACUUUAAGUAAAUUCCAACCUUCAAAAUCACUUGCAUCGACUUCCAAGAAUGGAGCCCAUGUUGCCAUUGCAAUUUGCAAGCAGAAGCUGCAUGAUGAUGUACUUGGUAUUUGGAAAUCGUUGUUUGUCAAUGAUGUUCUUCAUCAAUUUCCUGGAUUAUGCUGUACUUCAAAAAAGCAUGCUGAGCCUGAUAGCAAUGAGGAAGGAGCAUUCAAAUUCACAGAAGGGUCAAGGAAAUUUCACAGUCCAGACUCUUCAGUGUUGUCAUUGGUUUCAAGUAAAUACACAUAUCACCGGAAGAAAAAGUUGGCAGGAAAGAAGUUGGGUUCAUCUUCUCAUUCUAUUAUUACAGAUGCUGGGUUGCAGAAAUGGCCCAUGGAGAAGUCAAGAAAGCAAAACUUUCUUAGAAAUGUCUCUGAGAAUGUAGUAGUUCCACCUGUAGGGUCUCCUAAGAAGAAGGAAAGAAUCAAGGGCCAGGCUGAAUCAUCUGUUUAUGGUAGGCCUUCAAAAGCCACUUUCGUUGAAUUACCUGUCAAUGCCAGGCCUUCAAAAGCCACUUUCGUUGAAUUACCUGUCAAUGCCAGGCCUUCAAAAGCCACUUUCGUUGAAUUACCUGUCAAUGCCAGGCCUUCAAAAGCCACUGUUAGAAGCACCGUAAAAAGGGUUCAAUCAUUGCCCGAAAAUGCUGGUCAUCAGAAAGUAAUGAAGAUUGCACAAGCAGUUAAUGAUGAUAAAGUUGCCCAAGAAGCCAUAAAAGCCUCAAGGGAGAGGGCUGGGAAAGUUUUUGAUUGCAAUGGCUGUGAUGUUGAAAUUGAAAAUGCAGAGACUACUGAAUGUUCUAAGAAGACUCUAAACACAAAGAAGUUGUCAAAGUCGAAAAGGAAAGGCACAGUAGCUGGUGGAUCUGUAUCACAUCCUAUGAAGUUUCUAAAAGUAGAAAACAAUGCUGUCAAGCAAGCAGCAAGUAGACAGGUUUCAGUACGGAAGGCAAAGUCCAGUAAAUCCAGGGCAUUAAAUCCCUGCCCUAUAACUGAUGGUUGUGCUCGAUCUUCAAUUAAUGGUUGGGAAUGGCAUUCAUGGUCACUUAGUGCUAGCCCUGCUGAAAGAGCUCGUGUUAGGGGAGUGCCACGCAUUCAUGCCAAGUAUUCAUUUCCCGAGGCGUACACAUCUCAGUUGUCAAAUGGCAAGGCCCUUUCUGCAAGGACAAACAGGGUGAAGCUUCGCAAUCUUCUUGCUGCUGCAGAAGGUGCUGAGCUUUUGAAAGCAACACAGUUGAAGGCAAGAAAAAAGCAUUUACGUUUCCAGCGAAGCAAAAUACAUGACUGGGGUCUUGUUGCUCUUGAGCCAAUUGAAGCUGAGGACUUUGUAAUUGAAUAUGUUGGUGAACUGAUUCGUCCACAAAUAUCUGAUAUACGUGAACGUCUUUAUGAGAAGAUGGGAAUUGGCAGCAGUUAUCUUUUUAGACUUGAUGAUGGUUAUGUGGUUGAUGCCACAAAGCGUGGUGGGAUUGCAAGAUUCAUAAACCAUUCUUGCGAGCCCAACUGCUACACCAAGGUUAUAAGCGUUGAAAGUCAGAAAAAAAUUUUCAUCUAUGCAAAACGCCAUAUAGCUGCUGGUGAAGAAAUUACUUACAAUUACAAAUUUCCUCUGGAGGAUAAAAAGAUACCUUGCAACUGUGGUUCUAGGAAGUGCCGGGGAUCAUUGAAUUAGGAAUUAUCCUGUGAUGCCAAUUAUUGCUGUAUUUUAGAGUUUUGUCUCACUUUGCAUGGUUGACAGAAUCAGUAUAUAGUUUUUUCUUGUAGUUUGAUGCUUUUGGAACAGCUGGGAUUGUUUUCUUGAGAUUUGAAACCCUUCACAAACUGUUGCUUGAAAGAUUUAUUUGGUGUUCUGAUGAGAUGAAUGGGGGUGCAGACUAGCAGCAGAGAACAUUAGCAUGGUUUAUCUUCCAUUUUUGUCUUGUGUGAGUUUAGCUUAUAGAUGUGAGGUUGAUAAGUGAAAAUUCAUGAAGGAAAUGUGAAAACAAGAAAAUGUGUUGGCAUUAAGGCACGAUGGCAUGUCCCCUGCUUCCAAAGCGCUAUUUGAGGAUGAAGUCUGGACUUUAGGACAAGCAAGGACUUUAGGACAAGCAACUGGAUGUAUGUGUACAUUUCCCGAUGGCUAAAGGAAAAAAUAAAAUGGCUGUGAAUCGUCGGUAUUGCUAAAAGCUGGAUGGUGUGAUUGUGGAGAUCUUUCUAUGUUGAAUUCCCCCCCUACUAGUCGAAGAUGAAUGAGUGACCUGUGCGUUCUUGUAGAUCUCUCUGCUGCAGAUGAGUUUCUCCUCUUAGAAACACCAAAUCAAUAAAUUGUUUCCGUACUUUACAUUUCUGGAGUAUCAAUUUGUUGUACAGACAUGCAUUAUUUUUUUUUUAUUAUUUCAAUACAAGUGAAAAUAUAAUAUAGAUGAUGAAUCUUGUGAAUAAAUUUAAUUUUUUCUUCUAUUGGUAACCUUAGUAGGUGAUGACUGCUUCAACAUGUUUUUUUUUUGCAAAAUUAAAUUAGAGAAACAGAAGAGUUUUUGGAGCUUGUGGUGCUUACGCCCAUUGAACCAAAUAUUUGACUACAGGAGGGACCUGGUCAUCAGUGGACUAGCUGUCAGUUGGUAAAAAAAAUUUCAAGGGCAUGGUUCUCAGCUUUGUUUCUGUCAUUUCAAUACUCAUGAGCAGCCAUUUUGAGGGCUGACAUGAAUCCUGCUGCAUGAUGGAACCAAUUUUAAGUUUCUUUUUGCCAUUUACUGAAUCCUAUCAGUCUUUGUGCCUUGACUAGCGAAGUUGUGAGAUAAAAACUGACGCCACCCUAGCAGUCUAGCUUUUAGAUUAUAAUUUCUAAAUAUUUCAAGUCACCGCCUUGAUGAGAGUUCAAUAAUUUUACCAGGUAAACGGAACAUCUAGGGUUGAAAGACGCUGAAACAAAGGGAACAAUUGUUCAGGAUUUAUUGGUCACAAUUUGAAGAUGUGGUUAAAAGUGGCGAUGCACCAUAAAGAGAUAAAAUGGGAAUGUCGAUGACCAAUGUCCCACGAUAAUUUGGUUGUUUAAUAUUGUAAUUUGAGCCCUUGGUACUGGUACAUGAUAGUUUCAUGCAACAGCUUUUCUUUGGUGUUGUGUGAGUGUUUGAUCGUUCAUCUUUUUCCUUGCAUUUCUUUUUGGCUGCAGGAGUGCAUCUGUUAGAGAUUCACUGUAGCUGCUGGGGUGGGGCGGAGGUUUCCUUGUGCCCCCUGGUAUGUGUCUGCUUCUCCUCUCCUAUGUAUAAAAGCUAACGCCAGUGGCCACCAUGUUGGUUUGUGCAGUUAUGGAAGUUACCAACCAAUGGCAAUUGCUAAUUUGAAAAAAAUUUAUAAGAUCAUGGUCAAACUUCAUGCAUG
Messenger RNA from Populus euphratica (Euphrates poplar), 5929 nucleotides. It is a transcript of the gene SDG25, whose product is annotated as SET domain protein 25. Bases 444 to 4241 code for a protein of 1265 amino acids. NCBI's taxonomy places the organism in Eukaryota, Viridiplantae, Streptophyta, Magnoliopsida, Malpighiales, Salicaceae. The record is from RefSeq and is a predicted model, not a curated record. The transcript is spliced from 20 exons. Gene Ontology annotation, molecular function: histone H3K4 methyltransferase activity; protein binding. Gene Ontology annotation, cellular component: Set1C/COMPASS complex.